Fusarium odoratissimum NRRL 54006 is the source of this 1641-nucleotide messenger RNA. RefSeq lists its product as uncharacterized. Lineage: Eukaryota; Fungi; Ascomycota; Sordariomycetes; Hypocreales; Nectriaceae. The record is from RefSeq and is a predicted model, not a curated record. The transcript is spliced from 3 exons. Bases 1 to 1422 code for a protein of 473 amino acids.
AUGCCUUGUCUUGAGGGAAUUGAAGUUGCAAUCGUCACUCAGCCCGAGCUGGCUAAGCUCCCCGAGUGUCGUCUCUCGGAUUCCUCCUCUCAGAGUGUUCUGCCGUCUGCUGAUCAAUUGUCUUGCUUAAGUCUUGCCGCCUCGAGCCGACUUCGUUCAUUGCCACGCCAGCUUCGGAAGACCAGUCCUCGGAUUUCUGUCUACAUCCCCUCAGACCCAGGAUCACAUUUUGGAAUCCACUAUGCACUCAACGAAACGUCACAACUGCCACGCUACUUGUAUUUCAAGAUUUUCAUGAAUGGCAGAAACAUUACAAACUGUGGCGUGAGGGUUCUCAAUGGAGCUUCAGGUUCCAUCACACGCUCCCUCUGUGAGCCAAGCGAGCGCUGGAAAUACAAGGAAGAUGGCGUGUUACGCAUCAGGGACGGGAUAGAGGCACGUUGCUUCUCCUUUCUUCCACAUGCGCAUCAAUCAGUUGCAGAAGAUGGCGGCUUGAUAGAGGUCCAAGUCUUUCGGGCCAAGGGCCGAAUUCGAAGAUUGCCCAUACUAGAUGGCCACCGUGGUCAGGAGUCAUACGGGAUUGGGUCGCCGUCAGGUGGUCUCCUCGAUUCACCAGAUGAGACCUGUUUCUACGAUUGGAUCUUAAUCGACUCAAAAGAGUCACCUUUCGUCUCUUUCCGUUUUCUUUAUAGAUCGUUACUAAACCUGCGCCAACUGAGCCUCGCACCGGAUCCUGAGUUGGGCGACAGUUCAGUCGACAUGGAAGAGGACAUGGCUGAGCACGCAAGCGAAGGGUUUUGUUCCAUCAAACCACUUCGUAUUGGUAAUCUUCGUACAGAGAGUCCAAGUAGCUCAGUAUUGGAUGAUGCUCUGUCGGUCCAGCAGGAGCCCCAUUCGUCAACACGUCCCAGGCGGUUGACCGAAGCAGCCCCUAUAAUUGCAGCACCAAAAGCCUCAGCUCGUCCUCUCCCUGAGGUUCCGAUCAAGAAGCCUGCAGACCAUGGAGACAUUGAAAAGCAGGUCCAGGCGCAUGAAUACACUUCUCUAUCCGAUAUCCAAGAGGAGAUAGAGCACACCGAUACCAGCCUGACCAGCACUACCAGUUUCCUAGGUCGAUCCGAUUCUCCUCGCAGUGUCAAGGCGAGAGUUCUCGAAUUGAACGAUUGCGGUAUAAUGCCGCUUCAGCCAGCUCUAAAGAGAGACACCAGCUCGACCAUCCUCGAAUCACUUGUGGACUACUCAGAACAAUCUGGCCCGGGACAAAACCGUGCGUUAUCUACAUCGACGGGGAAGAUGGGCUACCUAGAAACGGAUGAGCCUGAGCAAACAUCGGAAAUGGAAUCGAUUGUUGCGGAAGCAGAACAUUCAUUCAGGACUGGUUGGAGACUGAGUGAGAGCGAGUGGAUCAAGGGGGAGGUUUGAGUGCACAAAUGGCAACGUGGCAGAAUUUGUAACACAGAGUUGUUUGGUUCUGGUCUCGCAGAGGAUUUCUUAAUGAAUGUGUGAUAAUGAUGGACUUACAAAGGAAGUGUCUGUAGGCCAGAACAUUUCAGUCAUGUCAAUACGACUGAGUACAAUGUAUACAUUAUGUGCCCACCCAACAGCAGAUGAAAUAGGGAUGUUGAAGGACUGUGAAUAAGA